GCGGUGGGAGCGCGCACCGCGCACUUUCAGCAGAGGCAGGAGUCGUUGGCGCGAGCAUUGCUCAGUAGCUGAACAAAAGCGUCUUUUCAUUGAGAAGCAAGGAAUUGCCACAAAAGGAGGGCUGUUCUGUUCGCUGCUGGGACUAGAGGGGGAAAAAAACGUUUGCAAUGCUGGACACCCCGAACACCCAAUAUGAUUCCUUCCACUUCUGGAGGCAGCCAAUCCCGGAUCUGGAUCUGUCCGAGCUGGAGGGCCUGGGAUUGAUGGACGGGCCGCCAAUCAAGGGUGGCCAGGUGGAGAAGAAACAGAAGGGCGGGCAGAAGGGCCAGGAUUGGGUGAAGAGCAAGGAGGAGGUGGAGCUAUCAGAGUACAACUCCUUCAACUACUGGAGAGAGCCAAUCGCCAGCGUCGACUUGCUGGACUUCACCCUGCUGCUGUGAGACCCCGCCCCCCCCCCCCGUCUCCAUGGCAACCUUCACCUCUGAUCUCACCCGGAUAAGACCACGUCUUCGUUUCUGACCUGCUGUAAUAUGAGAAACUGUGGAAUUUAAACUGGUACCAUAGUAUUUGUAGUUUCAAGAAAAUAUACUGUGAACUGCCGCACAGUGUUGAACGCUAAUUGGUCCAAACUGUAGACACACAAAGUGGUGCACAGUGGUAAUGUCCUCACAAGUGUAUGAAAUUUUGUCCAGUUUGACGUUAUCUUGUCACAGCAAAUUGCAUGGCAACAGGCUCCCUUCAAGCACUUAAGGAAAUUAUUUCAGCUGUUUUCUGAAUUUCCCAGAACACAGAUGUCAGGACCUUGUCUGAGUUGGGGAACCAGCUGUACUAAUAUAAAUAUGGUUCCUUUAAGAGUUUUGUGAAGAGGUGGUUUUGCGCAAAUUCUCUCUAAAGAGAACUAGAGCUGCACUGCAAGGUGACAAAAAUGGAAAAGUGGAUAGGAGUGAUGCCUCUUCAGCUGUGCCUGCUUUUGAAUUAAACUAGGUCAUGAGUCAGACAAGGAAAUUUGCCUUGUCUGACCUUGUAAAAACAUAAAGGAAAGAAACAGUCUGAUUGUGUUAAAAAGGAAAGCAGAUUUAUUCGUUCAAGCCUUCUGCAAGCCAAAAACACCAUAGUCCACUUUGCGCUUUAUACAAACUUUGCCUUUUUGAGACGCUAAGUAAUUAUUAACAUUAAAACAAUUAUUUAUUUGGUAGAAUUCAUUAUGCUGCUUCAGUCUGCUGUGGGCAGCUUGGUUUCUGGGUAUUGUAGUUUGAAUGUCAGAGGGGGGAAAAGAAAGCAGGUGUAGCUGGUGCCAUAGGUGUUACAACUUGGAAUGUAUGGUCAAGUUGCCGCAUAGUAUGUAUCAUUUGAAGGUAAAAUGUUACAUGUUGGCCCCAAGGUAUCAACUCGAAACACUGUCUAACUGGUAACGCUGCCUACACCAGCCAAUUGUUUCCAGGGGUGAUGGUUAGAUCUUGGAUUGGCACUUGUGAAAUAAAGAAGUCUGAACAAUAAAA
Molecule: messenger RNA, 1499 nt
Organism: Anguilla rostrata (American eel)
Lineage: Eukaryota; Metazoa; Chordata; Actinopteri; Anguilliformes; Anguillidae
Gene: mllt11
Product: MLLT11 transcription factor 7 cofactor
Exons: 2
Coding region: 168-440 (90 amino acids)
Biological process (GO): positive regulation of DNA-templated transcription; apoptotic signaling pathway; positive regulation of mitochondrial depolarization
Cellular component (GO): cytosol; nucleoplasm
Source: RefSeq, a predicted model, not a curated record